Messenger RNA from Macadamia integrifolia, 1568 nucleotides. RefSeq names its product probable rRNA-processing protein EBP2 homolog. The record is from RefSeq and is a predicted model, not a curated record. NCBI's taxonomy places the organism in Eukaryota, Viridiplantae, Streptophyta, Magnoliopsida, Proteales, Proteaceae. The transcript is spliced from 3 exons. Bases 322 to 1251 code for a protein of 309 amino acids. Gene Ontology annotation, biological process: rRNA processing; ribosomal large subunit biogenesis. Gene Ontology annotation, cellular component: nuclear periphery; preribosome, large subunit precursor; nucleolus.
CCAUGAAAACUCUAUCUCUAAAACCCUAGCCAGACAAGGAAGCUCGACUCUGAAAUCUGAGCCCUUUCAUCUUUCCAACUAAAAGGAAAAACCCUAAGAAGAACAGGAAAGAAAAAACAGCAGCGACUAGCAAGGACGACGGUCGUCUGCUAUUGUUCAUCAACUGAUUGAAAAAACAGAAAAGACUUAGGAGACCAUGGGAGGAGGAGGCGGAGCGGCUGAAGCCGACCACAACCUCGUCUUCUUCCCUUACUUAUUUGACCUGUGAUGUCAAGUAUUCCUGGGCUACUGUUCUGAGGAUAAAUCCUAUAUUAGCGUGAAAUGGUUGUGCUCAAGAAACAAUCAACCUUGUUUGAAGGUGAUACAGUGGACAUGGAUGAUGUCAAUGGUGAAGCAUCUGAAUCUGAAUCUGAAUCUGAACCUGAACCUGAACCUGAACCUGAAUCAGAAUCUGAAGAUGAAGAUGUGAUGUUGACUGAACCUUCUAAGACCUCCAUAAACAACCAUGAUGGUCUCCUUGAGAAGCUUGCGGAUAUUAGCUGGCCAGAUGAUGUGGAAUGGAUUCACAAGCUCUCCAUUGAUAUUGAUCAAGAGCAAAAGGUUGAUGUGAAUGAUGACCUUGCCCGUGAGCUCGCUUUCUACACUCAAGCACUGGAGGGAACUAGACAGGCCUUUGGGAAGCUGCAAUCGAUGGGGCUCCCUUUUCUCAGGCCACCAGACUACUAUGCAGAGAUGGUAAAGACUGAUACCCACAUGGAGAAGGUGAAAGGCAGGCUCUUGGUGGCGAAGAGAAGGAUUGAAGAGGCUGAAGAGAGAAGAAAAGCUAGGGAAGCAAAGAAAAUAGCUAAAGAGGUUCAGUCUCAGAAACUCAAAGAGAGAUCUAAGCAGAAGAAAGAGGAGAUUGAAUCAGUUAAGAAGUGGAGGAAACAAAGACAACAGAGUGGGUUUGCCAGUGGAGACAAAGAUGGCGAAAUGGCUUUUUCAUUUGAAGAUGGGAAGGUUUUUGAAAGGUCAAAUAAGAGGAGGCCUGGGGUGGCACCUGGAGAUAGAUCAGGAGGAAGGGCUGGGCAUCGUGGUGGCAUGGGAAAGAAGGGUGGGGACAAAAAGGGGAAGGGCAGAGACUUUAAGAAUUCCAAAUUUGGAUUUGGAGGAAGGAAAGGUAUGAAGAAGCAGAAUACAGCUGAUACAACAAAUGAACUGAGAGGCUUCCACAAAGGGAAUACUUCAGGAAAUAAGAAAAGGAAAAGGUGAUCAACCGAACAACAAAAGGAAAUAGUUGAUCAGUUUUCAUUGAAGGUCAUACAAUUGAAGAAUGUUUCCAAGGCCAUGUUGAAGAUUUGAUUCGCUGUAGCUUAAUUUUUCUAAUGUUCUGAAUUACUCGUACCUUAUGGAGCAUGUUGGGCAUCGAUUUUCCUUCUGGUUACUUUUUGGUCCUCACAUUUCUUGAACUUGCUUGUUACCAUUAUUUUUUCGUGUUUUUCUGAUUAAUUACUCAGUUGAACUGUUGACCCCUCUGGUGUAACCUAAGAGUCAUAAAAAAAUAGGUGAUUGUUGAUUGCUGUUUUGAA